AUGAGCAGGAAGGCAUCUAGCAAGAAAGUUGAUAAGGCACUGAAGAAACAAAUACAGAGUGUUAGGAGAAGCUCAGGCUCGUUGUUUGAAGGAAUGGUUGAAGCAAAUUUUUCUAAUGACCCACAAGUAUCUUGGAUGAUGAUCUACAGAGUUUUAGGACAAAUAAAACCUACUCCAAAAGCUUAUAAUGGGCCUGAGGUACGUCAGGAAGAACAGACUAAAGAAACUAAGAAAUCCAAAAAGCUAUCGAAGAAGAAAUCUAGGCGCAAACUAGUCAAGGGUAAGAGCAAGAGCUUCAACGAUGGGCUUUUUCUGUAUAAAAGAAAAGGAAGAUCUACUUCUUUAAACAAUAGUUUGAGACGAAGAAAUUUAAAAGCAUCCCAAGAACAACUAUCAGAGAGGGAAGAAGAGGUCUUUACAAAUUACAUGUAUGACGAUAUCUUCCAAGAAAGUGAUAAGCCCCAGCUUCUAAGAAGGUUCAGGCGAAGAUCAUGCACGUGCAGAUUUUGAGGCAACUAUAAGCUCCGAAGAGGCGACUUUGUCAUUUUUAAAGAUGAGGAUAAGUCCUCAGAGAUUCUAGACGAAGAUGGAUUUGCUAGAUCACCUGAUAGCGAUGUCCAGGGACACAAUCAUGGUCAGAAUCAUGGCAAAGGAGAAAACAUGGUAGCUAAUUCCUUCCGGAAUUUUAAGAAUGUCAUGACUGCUAUUAGCUACAUGAAGAGGGGUCAUGCUUCUUGUAAAUCUAUGGGUAAGGAGGAAAACCUAGAAAUUUAUUCUGAGAAUGAGGCUGCCAGGAAGCCAACCCCAAAGGCUCCUUCUGUGGUCAGGGAUUACAAGUAAAUCUGAUUAUAUUGUUGGAAAAAUGAAUAUUAAUUCAAGCAUCUUGUCUCCGAUAAAGUCAGAGAAGCUUACUGAGAGGUUCUUCUCCAAGAGAGUGAAGAGGAUCAAUAGGAAAAAGGCCAAGAAAUGGCUAAAGAAAUUUGACUAUGCAGAAAGUACCAAGACGAUCAGGAAGGCUCUCUCUAGACUUUCCCAGAAGAGAAGCUCCCUGCCUUAUUGAAUGAGCCAGAGACCAACUCCUAGAAGAGACAAGAUGUUGACGAUGAGAAAGACAGUCAAUACUCCCAUUCUGAAUCUUCGAGCAGGCUCUAGCAAUUCAAAAAGGUUCAAAUCAUCUGGACUAACUAUAAGUCAUGGCAGGAGUACUUUUAGUGGUUCAAAGAAGAAGUUUUUUCAUAAGCGAGGAAUCCAAGAUCACGCCUUUCAAACCUUGUAUUCUCCCAAGGUAAUCCCUGUUAGCCGAUCCAGACAAUAAUUAUACAAUGUUU
Messenger RNA from Moneuplotes crassus, 1328 nucleotides. The record is from the annotation of a GenBank genome assembly. Lineage: Eukaryota; Ciliophora; Spirotrichea; Euplotida; Euplotidae.